Striga hermonthica is the source of this 1329-nucleotide messenger RNA. Lineage: Eukaryota; Viridiplantae; Streptophyta; Magnoliopsida; Lamiales; Orobanchaceae. The record is from the annotation of a GenBank genome assembly.
AUGGGUGAGACAAAGGAGAACGAUGCCUACGAAGAAGAGCUCCUCGACUACGAUGAGGAAGAAGAAAAAGCCCCCGACUCAGUCGGAGCUAAAGCUAACGGCGAAUCCGUCAAGAAGGGUUAUGUUGGUAUACACAGUUCCGGAUUCAGAGACUUCCUCUUAAAGCCCGAGCUUUUACGUGCUAUUGUGGACUCCGGAUUUGAACAUCCAUCAGAAGGCAAGCAUUUACACACACCCAUAUAUAUAUUUCUUUGCUGCAUACCUCAAGCUAUUCUGGGAAUGGACGUCAUCUGCCAAGCAAAAUCUGGUAUGGGGAAGACAGCUGUGUUUGUUCUUUCAACACUGCAGCAGAUUGAACCUGUAGCAGGACAAGUUGCAGCCCUUGUUCUGUGCCAUACAAGAGAAUUAGCUUACCAGGCAUGUACUAUUCAUAUCUGCCACGAAUUUGAAAGGUUCAGCACAUACUUGCCAGAUAUUAAAGUCGCUGUUUUCUAUGGGGGUGUCAACGUUAAAAUCCACAAAGAUCUUUUAAAGAAUGAAUGCCCUCACAUUGUUGUUGGAACACCUGGGAGGAUACUUGCUCUGGCAAGAGACAAGGAACUGUCGCUCAGGAACGUGAGGCAUUUCAUUCUGGACGAGUGUGAUAAGAUGCUCGAAUCGCUUGAUAUGAGGAGGGACGUGCAGGAGAUCUUCAAAAUGACCCCACAUGACAAGCAAGUUAUGAUGUUUUCUGCUACCCUCAGCAAGGAAAUUCGACCUGUCUGCAAGAAAUUCAUGCAAGAUCCUAUGGAAAUAUACGUCGAUGAUGAGGCCAAGCUGACCCUCCAUGGUCUUGUACAGCACUACAUCAAACUGAGUGAAAUGGAGAAGAACCGGAAGCUGAAUGACCUUCUUGAUGCGCUGGAUUUCAACCAAGUUGUCAUCUUUGUCAAAAGUGUCAGUAGAGCAGCCGAGCUGAAUAAGUUGCUUGUUGAGUGUAAUUUCCCAUCCAUAUGCAUCCACUCAGGCAUGUCCCAAGAAGAGAGAUUGACUCGGUAUAAGGGAUUCAAAGAGGGGCAUAAGAGAAUUCUAGUAGCCACAGAUUUGGUCGGCCGUGGAAUCGACAUUGAACGAGUGAACAUUGUGAUUAACUAUGAUAUGCCAGAUUCUGCUGACACUUACUUGCACAGGGUGGGUCGAGCAGGAAGGUUUGGCACAAAAGGGCUUGCCAUCACAUUUGUUUCUUCGGCAUCUGAUUCAGAUGUACUUAAUCAGGUGCAGGAGAGGUUUGAAGUCGAUAUCAAAGAGCUUCCUGAGCAGAUUGAUACAUCCACAUACAUGCCAUCUUAG